Rotaria sordida is the source of this 2523-nucleotide messenger RNA. Lineage: Eukaryota; Metazoa; Rotifera; Eurotatoria; Philodinida; Philodinidae. The record is from the annotation of a GenBank genome assembly.
AUGACAAGUAAUAAUGAUUUUAAUUCAUUAUUAUCACAAUUACAAGAACUUGAAAAAUCAAAAAAUUAUUUAACUAUUGGUAAUACAUUAGAUCGUCGUUUUGAUUCAAAAAUGAAUGAUAUUAUUAGAAAAUGGAUAUCAAAUGAUAGAUUAUCGAAUGAAGAAAACCAAUUUAUUGAUUUAUAUUCUAAUCUUCAAUUAUAUUUUGUUGAAUAUUGUUUUUUUGAUUCACAAUCAACAAUAAAUAAUGAAGAUAUUAUUGAAUUAUUUCGUACAUGUUUAUUUCGAGCAAAACAAAUUGAUGAUUUAAAACAAGCUGUUAUAUUUAUUCGUGAUGAACAACCAUCUAAUGAUAAUAUAAAUGAAGAAGAUGAAAUGUUAAUUUAUCUUAUGCGUAUGCUUGAUGCACGAUCACUUGCAUAUCGAUUAUGUUUUAAAGAACUUACUCUACCUCCAAGAAAUCUUAAUAAUGAACUUAAUUUAUGUCUUACUCAUCUUCAUGCUAAAAAUUAUUUAUAUAAUAUGAAAUCAAAUAAUAAUACAAAUAAAAAUAUGUAUAUAAGUUAUCGUCAUCAAUUUUUUAUUGGAUGUUGUACAUUUGCUGUUGCAUUAUUUGAUGAAAAUAAACAUAGUUUAAAAAAUGAUGAUAAUAAAAAAUAUAUUUGUUUACUCGCAAAAUAUAUUCGAAUUGUAUUAAAUAUAAAAGAUUUCGAACAAAAUAAAUCAUUUCUUUAUUGUCUUCGUGGUAUUCUUGCUUUACUUACUAAUUGUGUUCCAACAGAAAAUUGGAUGCAUAUUAUUAAUAGAGCAUUAGCAAAUCCAAAUGAUGAUGAUGCGCAACAAGCAAAUCCAUUUAAUAUUGAUCUAUUUUCUUUAAUAAUUGUUCGAUUAUUAGGAUCAAAAACUCUUCGCGAUAAAGCAAUACGAUCUGAUUCAAAUGAUAUUAUUUCAUUAGUUGAUGUAGCACUUAUAUUUCUUAAUAAAUGGUAUGCUACAUCAAGAGAUCUGGAUGAUGAUGAUGAUGAUGGUGAUGAUGGAAAUAAUAAUACAUCUUCGUUAUCGGAUGAACCAAAUCAAGUUCUUCGUUUAUUGCGUUCGAGUAUAGUGGUAGAUGGGAAAUUAACUACAUUGGUAGAUGAAAACUUGAAUACAUCACGAAAAACAAAUCGUAAUAAAGAUCGACAAUUAAAUACAUCUCAAAUAAUAAUUCCUUAUAUUGAUGCAAAAUAUGAUCGUAUUCGUUUAAUGGCUAUGUCAAUAUUAUCAACUAUAAUGAAUUAUCAAGAUUUUAAAGAUUUACAAGAGAAAAAACCCAAUAUGGCUAAAGAUAUAGUAAAACUUAUAUUUGAUUUUAUUGAUCGAGCAAUUGCUCAAGGAACUCUUCAAUAUAGAGGAAUAUCAUUCGAACUACUUCUUCGUUAUUUACUUCGAUUUCUUGUUCAAGAUUUUGUUAAAAAACAAACGAUUCCAUAUAUACCAAAAAUAAUUACUUAUGCAGAACAGCGUCAUUUAAAUGCACUUAAAAUUCUUCGUAAAAUUUCUUCAUCACCAGAUAUGAAACAAGAUUUAAGAAAUAAUUCCGAAUUAAAAGAAUUUUUAACAACUAAAGCUAAUGCUUUAUUUGCUAGUGAUCCAAGAAUGAAAAAAAUUAUCGAACAAAUUCGUCAAAAUCUUGCACCAGAACAACAAAGCGAGCCUUCAACACCAAUUGAUACUACUAGUCGACAAGCAUUUAUUUCCUAUUGUCAUCGUGAUAAAUAUCAAUGUGAUAAAUUUGUUCAAGCAUUACGUGAAGCCAAGCUUUUUACAAAUAUUUGGGUUGAUACGAGUUAUAUGAAAGAUGACAUGGUUGAUACAAUAACAAGUGCUAUUCGUCAAUCGAAAGUUGUUUUUGUUCUUCUUAGUGAUGAAUAUUGUAAAUCUGAUUUUUGUCGACGCGAAUGGCAAUUUACUAUUACUAAAAAAAUUAAAGUUUAUCCUGUUUUUGUUCAAGAAGAUUUUAAAAGAGAAGCUUUUGAUUGGGUUGUAUUCAAUAUUGGUCACAAUCAUUUUUAUAAAAUUUAUAAAAAUGAUGAAUUACAACGUUUAAUUAAGAAUUUACAUAGUGAUAGUGAUGAACAUCGAAAAUUACCAAAUAAAACAGUUCGUUUAAGUAUAUCACAAACAUCAGUGCCAGAAACAAUAGAAACUAAUUCAUUAAAUAAAAACAAAAAUUCGAAAAAAAAAUCAAUAGCUAAUUGGACAUCCCACGAUAUUCAAGAUUGGUGUCGUAAAAACAACCUUGAAAAAUGGUGUGAACCGUUAGCUCAUUAUCAUGGUCAAGCUUUAAUUGAACUAAGCAGAAUUUUAGAGAAUGAUACAAAUCUACAACAUAUUUCCAAUGGACAUGAUAUUACUGUGAUGGAUGUAGUUCUAUUUAAAUGUGAACUCCGUAAAUUAUUAUUACAAAGAAAAACAAGACGUAAACAACCCAAGAAAAAAAACGUAAUAGAACAUCAUUCCACAAACAUAUCAACUAAAUAA